UACAUCAGUCAUGGCUUAGUAGCGGGUCCGUACAGUCGUCAUGUCGGGGACGGGACCCGUCCUCCCCCGGCCCAGGCGGACCCCGGCGUGGCGGUGUCCGGGUACAGCCGGGACGAACUCAACCCCUCGGACGGAGACACCGGGGCGUGGAAGGACAGGGGCUGUGCUUGGGUCGUCUGUGGUGCCGCCUUCCUCAUCAACUUCUUCAUGGUCGGCACGCACCAGUCUUACGGAGUCUUGUUUCCUGCUUUCUUGGAAGAAUUUGAGGCAAGUCGAGCAAGUGCAGCUUGGGCCGGCUCGCUGGCCUACGGUCUACUGCUUCUUGGCGGCCCCUUCGCAGGCUCUAUGUGCAAGACCUACGGGCCCCGCAAGGUGGCGAUGGCGGGCAGUGUUCUCUGCUUCCUCGGUCUGCUUCUCACGUCUAUCGUGGAGGCUUUUCCGGUCAUCUUCUUCACGUACGGAAUUCUGUUUGGCCUCGGGUCGAGUCUGGCGUACAGCCCGGGCAACAUCGUCAUCACCUGGUACUUCGAAAAACACCGCACGCUGGCCACGGGAAUUGCAGCCGCUGGGGGGAGCUUCGGCAACGUGGCGCUGACACCGCUGCUGAAGGCUAUGGUGGACAGUCUGGGCUGGAGGGGCGCCAUCAGAUAUUUCCUUAUCUGGCAGGUAGUUGUAGGGAUCGCCGCCCUGGCAUACCGCCCCCUCCCGCCAGGAGCGCAGCCCACCCAGCUGCAGACCUUCAAGACUUCUCCCGCCAAGAACUACGUGCUGGACCUGUCUCUCUGGAGAAACGAGGUCUUCGUAGUCUGGACCGCCGCCAUCUCACUCACCAUGUACGGAUACUUCAUCCCUUAUGUCCAUCUGCCGAGUUACGCCGCAGACGUGGGCGUGUCUGACGGGCCGAUGCUGGUGCUGCUGCUGGGCGCGGCGUCGGCGGGGAGCCGCCUGCUGCUCGGCCCGGUACUGCAGCUCCUGGUGCAGCUGAACCGCCUCCACAUUCAGACCUUCAGCAUGAUCGUCACGGCCGUGGUCACGCUGGUGUUACCCGCUUGCAGCACGUACGGCGGGCUGGUGACGUGUUCCAUACUGCUGGGUUUGUUUGACGGCUGUUUCGUCACCCUGCUGCCCAUCCUGACGGUCGAUCUGGUGGGCGUGGAGAACAUGUCGCUAGCCUGGGGCUUCACGUUAGGGUCCUGCUCGGUGUCAAUCAUCUUGGGCCCGCCCACCGCUGGUUGGAUCCGUUCUUCCGCGCAGUCGUACCACCCUGCCUUCUACGUGGCCGGGACCAUCGUGAUGUUAGGCGGCCUGCUGCUGUUCGCCAUCCCCUGGGCCAAACGCCGCAACACGCUGCGCAACACCGACACGACAUCGCUAUCUGUGCAGUUCUCCGGCAUAAACAUCAGCCCUGGCACAGACCCGGCGAGUCAGGGCGCCGAGGAACGAACCGCAACCAUGCCGAAAACGUCCAGCCAAGAGUGCGCGUGCGCCGUACCUCUGUCCGCAUCCAGGUCGAUCGUAGAUGCAAGUGUCCUCGAUUACGUCAUGAAGUUAGAAGAAGCCCACAUUUACGCCGAGGAGUACUCUAAGAUGGGAAGCCAGGCUUACGAGAUGCAAACCGUCACACCAAGUGAAGACAUGGCGAUCUUUGAGCGGAGGGAGGCUGCCGCAUCGAUGGAUGUGCCUCUUGACGUCACGAAACAGACGUUAGAAGCGUCUGAGGGCGUGAACAGUAAGGUUGACGUCAGUGAUACGACAGGGUUUCCAACAUCGUUGGACGUUACCCAUGCAUUUGGUGACGCUGAAUCAGACACGUUCCCACAACAACAGCCCAACGUCGCCUUUUCCUCCCAGUACUCUCCUUCUGCAAGUACGACGACAUCACUCUGCGCUGAUGGUCGGCUCUCUCCGGCGUUUUCCACCGGUAACCCGUUCAUAGAAGAGCCUGGGCAACUGCAGGCAGAGCCAGUUCUUCUGCCAAUCGGCAUCCCUCCCCCUGCAGCCAAGCCAGCGGCCAAUUCCUUCUCUACACCUGCCACCACCGACAUUCUCAUCGACAUGUCACCAUAUACUACUGCGGAUGUAGCAGGUAGUCCUGCCAUAGACUCUCCGUCCACAAACACCGAGGCACCAGUGGUCGUGAUGCCAGAUACACCUAUUGUCUUCGGAGACACUGAUCAUCACCUGAAUCCCAUUCGAAUGAUCAAAAGCGAAUGUUACGCUAAGGAGAUGCCAGACAUCAAACCUCGUAGUCGACGAUCAUCGGAGAGCAGCGCAUCGGACCUGCCUGUACAGCCUCAGGCUCAGCCAGGUCCGGCGGUCCUGCCGCCGCCACCGCGCGCUCACCGCCUGUCGGAGGGAGUCGGUUCUUUCUCCACCAUGGAGGACCCGCCGAACGUGCCUGUAGAGGCGCCGCCUUGCCCCAUCUCAGAGAUACCCGCCACCAUUUUACUGAUACUUUCCGCGGUGGUUCCUCUGCUGGGAUUGGUGUUUAUUCUGUAUCCUGUCUUCAGCCAGAGCGGCGGCCGCGAGCGCCAGCAGAGGGGAAGCGUUGGACAUCAUCGACAUCCGGAGGCUGACAGUGGGCCAGUCCAAAUUGCCGUGAGUGAGGCGCAUGGAACGGAGGUAUGGAAAAGCCCUUUGCAGACUUAUAGCAGCACUGCGCCGUCUACAAAUCUACCGAGUGAGAUAGAACAAAUGCAUGACGUAGUCUGCGUGCAUGUACCAGACGUGGUCCCCAAACCGGAAGAUGCCGUGAAAGAAUAAAGACUUGAUGAUCGAUACGACCAUGGCCAGGGAUGCAGAAAGAAGAUCGACUCCAAGCUUCAAGACUCUCUUCUUCAACGUGUGAAUAACGGAUAAUCGAUUAUCAAGAAGGCAUCUCAUCG
This is a messenger RNA of Branchiostoma belcheri (Belcher's lancelet), 2885 nucleotides long. RefSeq lists its product as uncharacterized. Gene Ontology annotation, biological process: transmembrane transport. Lineage: Eukaryota; Metazoa; Chordata; Leptocardii; Amphioxiformes; Branchiostomatidae. Gene Ontology annotation, molecular function: transmembrane transporter activity. The transcript has 7 exons. The annotation marks the transcript as partial. The record is from RefSeq and is a predicted model, not a curated record.